UUUUGACGUUUUCAGUUGCUGUCGUGAGCAAAUUGGUUACAUUUUUAUUAGUAAAAAUAAUAAAUUGUUAAUAAAUAUAUCAAUUAUUAUUAGAAACCUACAUAUUGCAAGUCGUUGAAACGAGUAGCGUUAAAUAUGUCCGGUAUUCAGGAUAAUAAGGUCGUACUAUCGAAUCAAGACAAGAAAAACGUGGAAGUUACUGCGAGCCAAAAGAAGAAACGACCCCGUCAACGCAUUCGCAAACGAAAUAAAAAAUACAUAAAUAAUUCUGAAACAAACCCUGAAUCAUUGGAACCGGUCGCUAAAAAAACGAAUGGAACUAUUCUGGAUACACUGCAAAUAAAACCUAUUGAAAGCCGUAAAUCUGUCAUAGAAGUUUCUCAAUCAUCCAUUGACUCGGUGCCUUUUGACACAAUUGAAAGAAAAGACUCGCAAACAAUUGGUUCAAAAACGAUUUCUGAACAUAUUUUAUCAAAGUCUCAUGAAGCUCCAAAUGCUAAGAAAGAAGAAAUUGAACUAGAUUCUUCAAAAAACCAAACUCCUAAAGCCCUAACGAAUAUUCAAAUUACAAAUUUAGAAAAUAAACAUACUUCAGGAUUUGAAAAGGACGACUUCAAAAAAGGCUCAAAUAUGUCAGCAAAUCCUACUCCUACAAUUAAUUCACCGGCUGGAAAAUCGCGUGAGGAAAUUAUGGCCGAACGUGAAGCUAAAAAAUUGGCGAAACAAAUGAAAAAGACAAAGUCAUUGGGCACUAAUCCAGAAGCUGCAUCCAACGCAGCACCAGUUACCAGUAAACCCGUAGCACACGUUAUUAGCCAAAAGCAGGAAGUCAUUGCCAAACCUCCUCCAAGUGAAAUUGACACUCAAACAACUGCGGCUGUUGACAAAAGUCGUGAGCAAAUAAAGGCUGAACGUGAGGCCAAGAAAAAAGCAAAACAAUCACUUAAGGAAGCUAAAGCCGCCGGUGUAACUGAGAUCACUGCCAAAUUGGAUGACACUAAAAUUACAGAAAACUUAUCUGAGAAAAAUUUGCAGGAAGAAAAGAAAAAAUCCGCCUUAAGUAAGGCUGAAAGACGUGCCAUACAGGAAGCGCAGCGCGCAGCUAAAGCACAAGCCCUCGCACAAAAGAGCGGUACGCCAAAAGCAAAACCAACAUCCGCCAGCGCCAAACAAGCAAAUAAGCAACUAGCUGAUGUAACUGUAAAAGCCACUGUAACUAGUGCUAGUCCUUCACCAACCAAAAGCAUUAGCCCUGUGUCAAAGUCUCAUCGCAUCAACGAUUGCAAGGUGCGCCUGUUCAAUCAUUUAGAAAAGGCAAGACAAGAAGUCAAUCUAUUUCUGAACAAUACUCACAUACAUCCGAGUAUCGCUCGUCUAGGAGAACAGUAUGCUCAACGCACAAUUGUUGGUUCGAAUGCACGUUGCAUUGGCUUCCUGAAUGCAUUGAAAAUGGUUAUUAGAGACUUUGAAACGCCGCCGAAAAAAGAGUUUGCUCGCAGUUUAGAGACGACAAUCACGAAUAGCGUGGAACAUUUGCAGAAAUGCCGACCGCUCGCAGUAUCCGUGAGCAAUGCAUACAAACACAUUAAACAUGUAUUGACGCAAUUGCCCACUGAUCAACCGGAAACAGAGCUAAAAGAGAACUUAUGCCGUUUCAUCGACACAUAUAUCGAGAAUCAAAUUGGCAAAGCGGCCGAAGCUAUUAGCUACUCUGUGCAGGAGAAAAUUUCAAAUGGCGAUGUUAUACUCACAUUUGGCUGCUCGUCAUUGAUAACGUAUAUUUUCGAAGAAGCGCUACGCAGACGUGUUGAUUUUCGUGUCAUCGUUGUGGAUUCGCGUCCAUUCUGUGAGGGUCAAGAGCUGCUGCGACGCCUCACCGUCAAAGGCAUCCCUUGUAGUUAUGUACUCAUCAAUGCGGUGAGCUUCGUUAUGCCCGAAGCAACUAAAGUGUUAUUGGGCGCGCACGCACUGCUGGCUAACGGAUAUGUGAUGGCGCGCACGGGAACCGCACAAGUUGCACUGGUUGCACACUCGUUCAAUGUGCCCGUGUUGGUGUGUUGUGAAACUCAUAAAUUUAGCGAACGCUCACAAACCGAUGCCAUCGUCUAUAAUGAGCUGGGCAACCCCGAUGAUCUGAUAAGAAGCGCCCAGUGCAGUUUGGCGAAUUGGCAGACGAAAGGGAAAAUGUCACCUUUGAAUCUGAUGUACGAUAUUACGCCACCCGAACUAGUCACUGCUGUGGUCACCGAAGUAUCCAUAUUACCCUGCACUAGUGUGCCCGUGAUAUUGCGUAUAAAACCAACUGAAAUCGGUUAUUAGAGACAGUUUGCUAAAUCCUUUCAAUACUUACACACUUGUGUAACAUAAUGGUGUAAUAAAAUUACUCAAAUCAACUUAAAAGAAAAUAGAAAA
This is a messenger RNA of Zeugodacus cucurbitae (melon fly), 2412 nucleotides long. RefSeq names its product translation initiation factor eIF-2B subunit delta (gene eIF2Bdelta). The transcript is spliced from 7 exons. NCBI's taxonomy places the organism in Eukaryota, Metazoa, Arthropoda, Insecta, Diptera, Tephritidae. The record is from RefSeq and is a predicted model, not a curated record. Bases 136 to 2319 code for a protein of 727 amino acids.